AUGGUGUUUACUGCUGUCUGUGUAGGGAUAACUCUUAAGCAAGGAUACAACACAGCGUGCAAGUUUGCUGGAACACCAAUGUCAACUCAGAUGAAUGAAAUCCCACUGCAAGAAGCUGCACCAGACCUAAAGCUUUCUAUCUGCAAGAAAUUGAAUAUAAAGUCAGAAUUAGAAGAAUCACUGGGACCAAAUGUUAGCUUGCCCUGCCCAAAUGUACACAAGGAGAAUACUUGUAAAACUGCUGAACCAUUUAAUGCAACCUCUCUUGAAUCCUUUCUAGUUCAGUCCGGUAGGUUCUGGAAUAUUUCAGAACUUCUGGAAGGAUUUGAUGGGAUACAAUUAGAGGGUUCUUCAUGGAUUUCACAGAUUGAGAAUUCAUCAUUUGAAUCAGGGUUCAGGUAAAAUAGAAUCUGAUUAGGAUCAAACUUAUGUAUAUAUAUCUGUUAGCUAUAGUAGGAAGAACGAUCAUUUAAUGCAGGAUCAUAACACUGUACAGUUUACUAAUAUCAUGUACAAAAAAGAUAUAAUCCA
This is a messenger RNA of Eurytemora carolleeae, 531 nucleotides long. RefSeq lists its product as uncharacterized. The transcript has 4 exons. Lineage: Eukaryota; Metazoa; Arthropoda; Copepoda; Calanoida; Temoridae. Bases 1 to 402 code for a protein of 133 amino acids. The record is from RefSeq and is a predicted model, not a curated record.